AUGAAGAAGCUGAGUGUUUUCAUUAUUUUCCUCUUGCUCCUGAAGUUUUCUCUCAUCUUGUGCAGUUUGACAGAAGCCAGCUGCUUUUGGAGAACUAAGCACAAUGAAGAUUAUGAGGGAGAGUUAUGGACUGACUGUGGUUUUGUUCUUACCAUGGAUCCAUCACCUAUAGAGGAUGAUUUCUACAGUAGUAUAAUUGAUUUCAGAAUACCAACAAGAAAAUAUGAGUUUUUCCUGGUAUUGUUUUUUGCUACUGAUGAGAUCAACAGGAACCCUUAUAUUUUACCCAACAUGUCUAUCUAUUUUUUCUUCUCUUCUGAGUUGUGUUUUGAUACAUCAAAGGUAAUCGAGUUUGUACAUUCAUCACGCAACAGCUACUUAAGAUUUAAUUAUGAAUGUGGACCAUCUUUAUGUUAUACAUUACUUAUAGGACCAUCAUGGACUACAUCUGUAAAAUUGACAACAUAUACCAUGAUACCACAGAUUUUCUUUGGACCAUUUCAUCCUAUCCCGAGUGACAAUGCCCCAUUUCCCCUUGUCUACCAGAUAGCACAUAAUGAUGCAUGUUUGCCCCAUGCCAUGGUCUCUUUGAUGCUUUAUUUUGCAUGGAACUGGAUAGGGUUGGUUAUCUCAGAUGAUGAUCAGGGAAUCCAGUUUCUCUCAGACUUGAGAGUAGAGAUGCAAAGAAAUGGAAUCUGUUUAGCUUUUGUGAAUAUGAUCCCAGAUGAUGUGCAGCUAUAUAUGGCAAGAGCUGUAAUAUAUGACAAUCAAAUCAUGACUUCAUCAGCAAAGGUUGCUGUCAUUUAUGGUGAAAUGAACUCUACCCUAGAAGUCAGCUUCAGAAGAUGGGCAUAUUUAGGUGUACAGAGAAUCUGGGUCACCACCUCACAAUGGGAUGUCAGCACAAGCAAGAGAGAUUUCUGCUUUGACACCUUCCAUGGGACUGUUACCUUUACACACCAUCACAGUAAGGUUUCUAAAUUUAGGAGUUUCAUGCGAACAUUGAACACUUCCAUGUAUCCAGUAGACAUUUCCCAGAUGAGAACACAAUGGAAUUAUUUUAAUUGUUCAGUCUCUAAGAGCAACUAUAGCUCAAUGAAUCAUUGUUCAUUCAAUACUAUAUUGGAGUGGUUAUCACAAGACAAAUUUGACAUGGUCCUGAGUGAAGAAGGUUACAAUUUAUACAAUGCUGUGUAUGCUGUGGCCCACACCUACCAUGAACUCAUUCUUCAACAAGUAGAGUCUCAACAAAUAUCUGAACUCAAAGGAAUGUUUUAUGACUAUCAUCAGAUGGUUUCUAUACUGAAGAGCAGGGUAUUUAUGAACCCUGUUGGGGAGCUGGUAGACAUGAACCAGAGAAAAAAGCUGUGUGGAGAUUAUGACAUUUACAGCACUUGGAAUUUCCCUCAAGGUUUUGGAUUAAAAGUGAAAAUAGGAGGUUAUUCCUCCUAUUUCCCACAGAGCCAACAGCUGCAUAUUUCUGAAGACUUAGAGAAAGCAGAGGCAGGCGCGUCUCUUCAAGUUCCCACGUCUACAUGCAGUAUGAUGUGCACUCCAGGGUUCAGGAAAUUUCAUCAGGAACAAACACCAGACUGCUGCUUUGAUUGUGCCCAGUGCCCUGAGAAUGAGAUUUCCAAUGAGACAGAUAUGGAGCAUUGUGUGAGAUGUCCCGAUGACCAGUAUUCCAAUGCAGAGCACACACACUGCCAUCAAAGACGUGUCUCCUUUCUGGCUUAUGAAGACCCAUUGGGGAUGACUCUGGCCUGCAUGUCCCUGUGCUUCUCAGCACUCACAGCUCUAGUUCUUGGAUCUUUUGUGAAAUACAAUGGCACCCCCAUUGUGAAGGCCAAUAACCGCACUCUCAGCUACAUCCUACUGGUCUCCAUUGGCUUCUCUUUUCUCUGCUCAUUACUGUUCAUUGGUCAUCCCAACAUAGUCACCUGCAUCCUGCAGCAGACCACAUUUGGAGUCUUUUUCACAGUGGCUGUAUCUACUGUGUUGGCCAAGACAAUUACUGUAGUGCUGGCCUUUAAGCUCACUACUCCAGGAAGAAGGAUGAGAGGCAUGCUGGUAUCAGGGGCACCUAACUUUGUCAUUCCCAUCUGUACCCUGGUCCAACUUGUUAUCUGUGCAACAUGGCUUGUGACAUCACCCCCCUUUAUUGCCACAGAUUUGUCUGAAUAUGGGCAGAUCAUCAUUGUGUGCAACAAAGGCUCCGUCAUUGCAUUCCAUUUUGUCCUGGGAUACUUGGGCUCCUUGGCUUUGGGGAGCUUCACUGUGGCUUUCUUGGCCAGGAAUCUUCCUGAGAGAUUCAAUGAAGCCAAAUUCCUGACCUUCAGCAUGCUGGUGUUCUUGAGUGUGUGGAUCACCUUCCUCCCUGUCUACCAUAGCACAAAGGGAAAGGUCAUGGUGGCUGUGGAGGUCUUCUCCAUCUUGGCCUCCAGUGCAGGGCUAUUAGGAUGCAUCUUUGUCCCAAAGUGUUAUCUCCUUUUGAUGAGACCAGAUUAACAUUAUUUUCAACAGUACAGGGAUAUCUUUAUUGAACCCUUCAUAGUCUUAAUAUUUUAUACUAUACUUGUAAUAUCUGUGUUUCUAUUGUGUGAUAUUUUGAUUGUGUGAUAACAAAUAAAACUUGUUUGGAGUCAGAGGGUGGAGCUAGCCACUAGAUGACCUAAAUUAACCACAGAGGUUUGGAGCAUUAUAUUCAGAGGAGAGACAGGAAGUAGCAAGUGGGGAAGAUAGAGGAUCUCUGCCCUUCUGGAUGGAGGAAUGGAAGAGGGAGCAAUCAACUAGAGUCUGCUCCCUGUUCUAUGAUCGUUCAAGUUCAUACACCAACAUUUAACUGCUAUUUUUAUAGAUAAAUACAAAUUAAAAUAAUGCUUUAUCUUAUGCUCAAGUGGGGUAUGAAUGCAUGAGAAAUACAGAGGAGCUGCACAGAGGAGCUGUACCCACCAUAGUCACGGAGCUGCUGCUUGAUUUUUUAUUUCUUCUCCAAGUUCUCGGAGUAAUUCCAGGAUUUUACUGUUGUUGCAGUCUACUAAAGCCCCAACUCCAUAGGUAAAGUGGGUCCAAGCAUUGAUUGGGUUAGGCCUUCACCACCAGCUAGCUCUGUCUUCAGGCAGCGCUACGCUUUCACUCCAUGCCCAUAACCCUAGACUUGGAGGACUAGGGUGCUGGGUGAUAGUCUAUCUUCUCUACAACAGUGAAGCUGCAUUUAUGGUAUCCUAACCAGUCAUUUAAAUAUGGCCUACUGAAUAACACCACCAGUAGACAUGAAAAAGAGAUGGGGAAAUCUCACAUGUCCACACCCCUAGAACCACAGGCAAUCAAUGAGUGCUGAGAGAUGGAUUCCAGCCUUCUCUAGGGAUGAGCCCAUGCCAGCAGCAGUAAAUGUACUCAUUAGAUGUUUGUGUCUUUCUCUGUGUUUGUGUGCACAUCUCUAUCUCUUUGUAUGUAUAUCAAAUUUCUUAACAGAGAAUUUAUGAAUUUUACAUGGAGAAUGGGGACAAUAAAUGGGGUGGAGGGAGAGGAUGUGACACAAAUGAUGUAAAUAUAGUUCUUGUG
Mesocricetus auratus (golden hamster) is the source of this 3564-nucleotide messenger RNA. Its product is annotated as vomeronasal type-2 receptor 116-like. The record is from RefSeq and is a predicted model, not a curated record. Gene Ontology annotation, biological process: G protein-coupled receptor signaling pathway. Gene Ontology annotation, molecular function: G protein-coupled receptor activity. The transcript is spliced from 7 exons. NCBI's taxonomy places the organism in Eukaryota, Metazoa, Chordata, Mammalia, Rodentia, Cricetidae. Gene Ontology annotation, cellular component: membrane. Bases 1 to 2508 code for a protein of 835 amino acids.